GCGGCGGUCGGCGUUCCUCGGCCGCCAUACGCUUUCAGUUAACGCCUGGUCGUCGCCAGGUAUGCCGGUUCCCUCGUGGCCCGCCGCCGUUACCCGCCGAUCGUUCUCGGAUCGCCGGCCUUUGUCUCCGCGUCGCGCGUGCCUCUGUGCGUCCGUCACGGUUCCUCGGUGAAAAUCGGUUCCGCGGGUUCAGUGGGUGAUUUGAACGCGUGGACCGGAGGAUACGUCGGCCGAACGGCCAGCCUGGGCGCCGGAACUUCGAUACAUGCGGUGCGUGGGUGUGGGAUUGUGGGAGUUCGUGCCGACUGGCCGACGAUUGCUUCUGUGAGAUCGCUAUCGAAGCGUGAGUGUCGACGCGAGUUACAGUUUUCCGGCUCGAUUCCCAAAACUUUCACGGUUAUUCACUCGAGCCCGAGCGACUACGAGACAGAUUGUCUUCUGGUAUAGAAAACGAGAGCCGUCGAAUAACAAGCGGAAGUCGAUCAUCCAGGUGAAUCGGAAGCUGUGAACCGAGGACGUUCUCACGGAUCGAGCAUUUCACUUCCAGCAAGACAAUAAUCUUCAGUGUGGAAGUAAUUUAGUAACUUCAAAGUGGAUUUGAGGAAGCAUCAUUAAGGACGGCGAUGCGUUAACAAGCCCAACAUCGCCCGGAAACUCACACAUAUCAACUCAUAUCAUAUACCGUCACAUCGAAGAAGUCGCGGGAGCCAUAGCUAUCCAGAGACAGAUAAUCAAUCAGAUAUCAAUCCACCACGGCACGAGUCUUAUCGCUGAAAGAACGAAGGUCGGAAAAUGAUUCAGUCGAAACUGUGUCGUAUCAAGUGUCGAUCACGCCAGAUCGGCGAGAAACUAUUAUAGCCUGACCAGCUAGAAGAGCAUCGACAUUCUUCGUCGCGACGAAAGGCAAGAAAUAUUCCAAACUCCCGGUGAAUUGAGAGUUGCCUGACUCAGUGUAUAAAAGAGGAGCUAAGGGCAAAGUGGCAAGAGGAUGUUGUUGAGGUAACACGAUUUAUCGAGCCGGCUGUGGAAACGAGAGUUAAUUGAACCCGUCCCCGAUACCGCGGAGGAUCGUAAGCCUGACGGGUCUAGCCGAGGAUUUCUGGCUGAACGAUAGGGGCCGGGCCCGGCUUGAUAGUCAAGAAUGGUGUUCCCAAGACGGAGAUCCCUGUGGCUGAAGGUGGCCAUUUUGGCGUCCGCGGUUUGGGCUACCGUCUGCUUCCUCCUCUACACGGAGGACCGCGCGAACGCAGCGGUGCAGGGCCUGGCGCCGUCCGGCGUCGCGGCGCCGCAGAUGGCGAACGGUUUUGUGCCGGCGGCCGCAGCCCUUCGAAAGGAGACGCCGCUUAACGAGAAGCCCAAACCGAAGGUCCUGCAAGCUGGUCCCGAGCAAGGUGGUGGUGUACUCGCAGCACCUCGCGAACAAGACCCGAGCGCGGCUGGUGAAAUGGGGCGACCAGUAAUUCUGCCAACAAACUUAACUGCCGAGACGAAGAAACUCGUCGACGACGGAUGGUUGAACAAUGCGUUCAAUCAGUACGUCAGCGACUUGAUUUCUGUCCAUCGAACGCUUCCUGACCCUCGUGAUCCAUGGUGCAAAGAACCAGGAAGAUAUUUAAAGGAUCUUCCACCCACAGCAGUAAUUAUAUGCUUCCACAACGAAGCGUGGUCAGUAUUAUUAAGGACAGUUCAUUCCGUGUUGGACAGAUCGCCGGAACAUUUAAUACAAGAAAUCAUCUUGGUAGAUGACUUCUCCGAUAUGCCCCAUCUCCAGCGCCAGCUCGAGGACUACAUGAUGAACUAUCCGAAGGUGCAGAUCAUUAGGGCGCAAAAACGCGAGGGUCUUAUUAGAGCGCGUUUACUCGGCGCGGCAGCCGCGAAGGCUCCCGUGCUCACAUAUUUGGACAGCCAUUGCGAGUGCACCGAGGGAUGGUUGGAACCACUCCUCGAUCGUAUUGCCAGAGACUCGACGACAGUCGUCUGUCCCGUGAUCGACGUUAUUGACGACACCACACUCGAAUAUCACUGGCGGGAUUCGGGUGGCGUGAACGUGGGCGGUUUCGAUUGGAAUCUCCAGUUCAAUUGGCACGCGGUACCAGAACGGGAGAAAAAGAGGCACAAGAAUCCCGCGGAGCCCGUUUGGUCGCCGACCAUGGCCGGUGGCCUCUUUUCGAUAGAUCGAGCUUUCUUUGACCGCCUCGGCACGUACGACAGCGGUUUCGACAUUUGGGGCGGCGAAAAUCUCGAGCUUUCGUUCAAGACCUGGAUGUGCGGAGGUACUCUGGAGAUCGUGCCGUGCUCGCACGUGGGCCACAUCUUCCGGAAACGUUCGCCGUACAAGUGGCGUAGCGGCGUGAACGUGCUCAAGAGGAACAGCAUAAGGCUGAGCGAAGUGUGGCUAGACGAGUACGCCAAGUACUACUACCAGAGGAUAGGUCACGACAAGAUCAGACACCUCGUUAGCAGCAUAUGUAUAGACUCGCCAGGGAAACCGGAAGACUUACACCAGCCAGUGGGUUUAUAUCCCUGUCACCGCCAGGGCGGCAAUCAGUACUGGAUGUUGAGCAAGACCGGUGAGAUCCGUCGAGACGAGUCGUGCUUGGAUUACAGCGGCACUGAUGUCAUCCUCUAUCCUUGUCACGGUAGCAAGGGGAAUCAACAAUGGAUAUAUAAUCCUCAGACGAAACAGAUCAGACACGGCAGCAGCGACAAGUGUCUAGCGAUCACGGAGAGCAAGCAGCGUCUAAUAAUGGAGGAGUGUUCGCCGACAGCUGCGAGGCAGAGGUGGUCCUUCGAGAACUAUGAUCCUUCGAAGCUGUGAUAUCGCGCCUUUUCACGUCGCCAGUCGAGGAACACCGGGCGGAAGUUCGAUCGGUCCGGCGCGUGGCUGUCCGAUCAGCGGUACUCCGUCGCGAAAACUCGUUUCGGUAGAUAGAUCCCGUGGUUUCGGGGCCGGGGUGCCUCGAUCCUUCGUCGAAUGGACGCUCGAGGUCGACUGCGAAGAGGAAAAUGGCGCGGAGGUUCCGCGCGAUCGAAGAAUUAAAGGAAAACUCGCGGACUAGGCUUCGAGCGAACGAGAAGAAGAAAAAAACGGUGGGGGCGGGAGGGGUGGGGGACAAACGAUCCAAUCGCCGAUCGUCGGAUGUAAUUCUACCUAUGGACGAAGUGCAAUAGAUAUAUCGACUUAAAAAGGAUAGAAGAGGAGGACUUUAUCUUCGACGAAAUUGUAACUGAUGUACAAUAAGUGGAUAGAGUUUGAGAGCGAUCGAGCUGGUCUGUGUUUGAGCAACGCUUUCGCUGGCAUUGAGGAUAUUGAAUAGGGAUUUAGUAUUAGCUUGUUGCAGAAUGGAUGAUUUUCUUGGAUCAAACGACGCAGACUCUUGGAUGAUGGGGAUUAAUGUUGAGUUUGAUCGGGUUCGCUACGAGAUCAGCGAUGUACGAUGGGUUAUUGUUUGAAGGCAGUCGAUGUUAAGAUACUCAAUGAAUUUUAUUUCCACUGUAUUGUGUAGUUUUAUCGUUUAUAGAGUCUGUUUAGAAUUGUAACUUCCAACUUGCUCAUACGAACCUAUGCAAACGCGUUUGAAGCAGUUUGAAUGGACGUAACGGGUUAUGGUAUGUUUAUUUAGAUUCGUGAGGAUUUUGAUGUAUCUUGGGAUGGAUAAACCUUGAAUUAUGGAUCCUUAGAUUUUGUAAGGAAAAUUCAUUUGUUUUGUUAUAUACAAUGGAAAGUGUAAUGUUGAAUUGAACUGGUUUUCUUGAACUGUUAUAGUUGAAUAAGUAACUAAGUUUUAAUAGAUUAUGAACCAUCCUGCAUUUAUGCUAUUAUUAAGAAGUUUACCGAAUAACAGACUCAACGCAUGGAUUUUCAAUAAAAAAAUGAGAAAUUUUAGAUACAAACGAGAAGGCUAAAACAAUUUGAAAUUCGUUCACUUUCAGUGUUGAUUCGUUGCAUAAGCUUUCAAAUAUUUUUAAUUCUGGAACGAAGCAAGUAAACAGUGGGUUAUAAACAAUUGAAUGCACGACUGAAUUAAAAAUACGAAUAUUUAACAUUUGUUGAUCAUUUUCAUCCAUAAAAGUGUUGUCAAAUGUACUUCACAUGCAACAAUCUAAUAUUACAUUGAAAUAAUUCCACGCGUGGAAUUAUUCCAUUAAUUUCAUUUGUUGUUAACAGAAAUUUAGGUUCGUUCAUUGGAUGUAUUAAUGUUCGUCGCGGUUUUCGUGGAAUCUGAAUAUGUUUCUUAGUACUAUUUUUAACGUUAAUAGUUGUAAAGUUGAAUUGUUACGUUUAACAAAUUUUGAUUGAUUAGACAUUAAUGGCUAUGAGGAGUUUAUUCGACUUUGUAAAGUACUUACAAAUGGAAACGAGGUUUCAACGGCUGAUUCUGUAGGUUAAGACAAUAAUUAGGUUGUCAAUACAUCAGUGACAGCGAAACGCGUGUCAGAAGAAUGUAUUGGUUAGAUCAUUCUUUCUUUUCGUUUUCUAUCGAAAUGAACGAACGAACGCGAUCGCAUUGAUCUCCGAGGGAGCCUCGAUCGUCGCUUUCGUUCGUUAAUCGACGUUUUAUGGAUCGAACGAUUUGCGUAAGCUGCUUAUGGCGAGUGCCAUCUCAGAGAAAACGAUGCGUUUCGAUUUUUAUCAUAAUACGACGAAUCGUUGACUGGCAACAGUGACAUAAUUGAAGCUCUAUAAAUUUAGGGAUCCGACUUUACAAAUUUUUAAUACGAAAUAAGAGAUUCGAAACCUUCUAAGUGUUUCUAAACUUAGUUUCUUUUAGGCGAGUUUUAAUCAUUUUAGAACUUAAGUCGAGGGAUUUAUCCUUCGUAGAAGUGAAUGUUGAUUGGAAUAGACCAAUUGUUAAAUUUCAUUGUAAUUCCUCGAAGCGAUAUUAUUUGAAUUAUUCUCGUGUUAGUUCGCAGUAAUAGUCUUUAGUCUUUCAACUUUCAGCUUCGAAACUUGUCGCUUCUUUCUACAUAUCAAACGAAUUCGAAGACUAUGGGAAUUUCAAUCUUCCAUAUCUAAUAAAUUAGUUUUUAUCCAACACAAGAUUUCAAGAUAUAUAUUCAACGUUAAUCUUCGAUCUUGACACAUUUCUCUACAUAUCACUCUAAAUUUAAGAACUUUAGUGCAUAGAAUUUCAAAAUUCUAUUUUAUACAUUGUAUAUUGCUAUUGAACGUUAAUAUUCCAAAUUUACUGCAUUUUUCUACGUUCUAAUUAAAUUUCAAGAUUGUCACGAUCCGAAAGGGAAACGUUAUUCUUCCAACCUUAAAAGUCACUUCUUUAUUCGAACGUUUUACCCUUUUACCGACACAAUUGACGAAAUUCAAGCUUUCAAUUGAAUUAGAGUAGACUUUGAAUUGAAUAUUGUAAUAAUUGGUGGAAUAAUUUAGAAAUAUCAGAAAUUACGUUCACGAAAAUGCUGAUAGAUUUAAAGUAGACCAGCCAAUCGAUGAUUCGUCGACGUGUCCCUCGUUUCUCUGUCAUAUUAUCAGCGCUUACGGUUGCAUCACACAUUCCAGUAUGGAUGAAAGCGACGUUGCCGACGAUUCCGAGUUGGUGUGCGACGAGUGGAGAGCUCUUCUUUUUUUUUUCUAAAUAAUUUAGAUCACACGUAGCGCGUAGGGGACGGAGAGCGUGUGAGUGAAACGGUAUACAUUCCGGUACGGUGUAGGACGACAUUUUGUACAUUCGUGUAAAGUAUCUCGAUGCCAGUUUAGAUACCGCCUAACGUAAAUUUCCGAGUGUAUAAUUCCGAGUGUAUGUGCGAGAAUAAAUAAUUUGCAGAGUGCGUAGUCUUGUAUCACGAGUCCAUUGUGGAUUCGUGCAACCCUUUGGUGUCCAGCAUUAUUCUUGGAGAUACGAAUUGGUCAGUUGUUUUUCUAAUGGAAAAUUAUUCAAAGUGAAACAAUUUUUGUGAGUAUAAUUGUUGAAGGAAUAAUAAGGUCAAGGGGUUAAUGAAGAAGGAAAAUAAGAUUAUGUCAGUGAAAUAGAAAUGGAUAGUUGUUAUGUGUAUCUUUAGAGUGUUGUGAUUAUAUGAUGGAUGUUUGUAUAAGUUUAAUAAUCCAUUAAUCUAUUAAGUGAAAUUUUAAUAAUUUAAUCAUUGGUGGAAAUGGAAUUUAAAUGGUAUCUCGAUAUUCUUUACAAUUUCAAUUAAAUAGUGACACAGAUUAAAUAUGCAUUAGAUGCAGUUGAAAUUGUAAUUUCAAUUAAAUUGUAUGUUUUCAAAAACUAAUUGUAAAAUGGGGAAAAGUUAGUUUUUAUUUUUGGCUUAUUCUUUUAUGUGAAUAGUGAAGCCAUUUAUGGGACACCCUAUGUUUCUAGAUGUUUGUGAUAGUAGUUUUAUAAAUAUCAGACUUGGGAUAGGAAUUCUAUGAAUAGAACAAAAUCAAUGGGCCAUUUAAGGUUAUUGUCCCCAUCAGAUAGUUGAACUACUCUACAAUUGAUGCCCUAUUCUUCACGUGAGAAUUUUUAUAUCAUUCACAAAGCAGGUUGUUUGGUACAGUACAGAAAUAGAACGUUUCUAUAACAGCAUUAGAAAAGCUCUAUAAGAAUAUAGUUCCAUUUCAAUCUCUCUUCUAUUCCCCUACUUCUUAGACAGCAAAUCUUAUUUUAAAUUUAAGGAUUGUUAAAAAUUAUAUUUUACUGGAAACAUCAACAGUUUUCUCAUUAAAGAAAUAAAUGUCCCUUUGCCUAUAUUAAAAUAACAAUUUAAAAUACAUCCAUGGUGCAAUAAUAUCAUUACUAAAAAUCAUUAUAGUUCCCAUUUUAUUCAGUUUUGUAAAUAUAAAUAUAAAAUCAUUGCAAAACAAUUCUUAGUUACAUCGAAGAACUUUUUAUAUUCGAAAAUAAAACGUGUAUAUCCGACAAAAAAAUUUACAUAUCGAACAUUCAAAAAAUGGUUGAAUUUCUCCUGAUUCCAUAAUACAGAGUUCCAUGAAAUGGCUCCCCUCUAUGAAAGGACACUGAAGGGUUGAUUACCGAGAUUCCAUUGACGUAGUCUGCAGACGUCAGUGCGUGCCAACGAAAUCACGAAUGCCGCUGCCAGCGCGUGGAACAUUGCGUAAUAUUCCAACGUGUCUCGAUUCAUUCGCGAAUCAUUUAUCCUGCGAUCCGCACGCUGAUUUUCCGCAGCAUUUCACAUAUCCAAAAAAAAGAGGGGAAAAAAUGGUAUUGUAUUAGAGAUUCGUAGAAUGUGACGAGCGUACUUGGAGACACCGUUUUUUAGUUCGAUUCGAAAAUAUUCAUCGAGACAAUAUUGUACCAGCGUAUUUUUUGACAGAUUGAUUGUUCUCGACGAGUGCCAAUUAAUGGCACAACUUACGGUCGACCGAAUUCAGGAUUUCGCGAGCAGUUCUGCUGCAACGAUGCGAAACCGAGGGGCGUAAGCGUGCGGAAAAACCGUAUUGUGAAGAAUGAAACGCGACAAAUGUCGUGGCGAAGAUUUCUGUAGCAUUGAAACAAAUGUACAUUGCUGUUCGAGGUCAUUCCCUCAAAUUUAUUCAUUUUAAAAUGGAUUGUUAUAUGUUUCUUUUGGGUCAGUAAGGUUUGAGAGAGUGUUGAAUAGUUUCUUUUGGUAGAGAUGAUUGAGACUGAUUGAAUAAAUCGAACAGUUGAUUUUGCAAUUUAUAUUUUAGAAGAUAUUUAUAUGUCAAGAUGGUAAUAUUUAAAUUUGGUAAUCAUUAGUUUAAAAUCAUGAUACACAAAUAUUUCCAUUUCGAUUCGUGAAUAUUGUCUGAAGUAUGAAUUGUAUAAUAAAUUUGUUCCAUGUGUUGUAAUGGCUUAUUUGAUAUUACUGUCAUUAAUUACUUUAGAAUUAAUAGUUCUUAUUAAAAAUCACCUUUUUCGAAAAUUAUUCCUCAACUGAGGUAACAAAAUUUAAUUAUUCUGAAGCAUUAGAUACAACAAAAUAUUCUUGAAUCAAAAUUGUGAAAAAAUGUAACUAAUCUCAAGUCCUACGCUUCAAAAAUUGUAUAACUUCGAAUAUAGAAAUUAAUUAUCCUCCAUAUAAGUUACACGAAGAAUAUUUCUAAACAAAAAAAGGAAUAAAAAUAUUGACAUUCUCAAGCGACCAACAAGCAAUUUAGAAAAUGGGAAUCGCUUAUUGAAUCAAUUACAAAAAAGGGUUAAAUAUUGUGAUGGGAACGGUGACCUUGAACAGCCAAUUAACUUCGUCGCGACAUCGAUGUUCAUCGUUCUAGACAUUUAAUCAAAAUCUUUCGCGUUUCCUGGCACGCGUUCAGCAAGAACAAGGCCGUGGAUAUUUCUCCCUUGGAAAACAAGGGGAAAUACGACACGGGCGACCAAUGAUGGCCGCGAUUUCAUCACGAUUAAUUAAGAAUGGGAGAAAACUUAGAUUUUAAGGUGGUGUAAGAUUCUUUUCUUCGAAGUACCGAUGAACGGACGAAUGGAAUUCAACGAGAACGUUUAUACAGAUAAAAAAUAUAUAUGUAUAUAUAUACAUAUAUAUAAAUAUAUUAUAUAUAUUAUAUAUAUAUAAGACAUUUUCUACAUUUGGUAAGGAUGUUGCAUAUCGCGAGAAACGGAGAUACAAUGAUGAUGAUAAGAGAUAUAACAGACAGCCGAGCGACGCUGGUCGCACGUUAAUUAAUGUAAUAUCGAACGUGCCUUAUUUCCUGUAUAUAUGAAUAUUAUUAUCACUAUUAUCAUUACUACGAACCUCUAUCGUAACGUGCAAGUAUUUGUGUUGAAAUAAAUCGAUGUUGUUUUAUGUUACUCAUGGAGAUCAAUCUGUUAUUCACACUAUACAAUUCUUCCAUUUCCUGGAUGAACGGAAGCUAAUGAAUUUG
This is a messenger RNA of Nomia melanderi (Alkali bee), 8803 nucleotides long. Lineage: Eukaryota; Metazoa; Arthropoda; Insecta; Hymenoptera; Halictidae. The record is from RefSeq and is a predicted model, not a curated record.